Messenger RNA from Hibiscus syriacus, 975 nucleotides. RefSeq names its product GTPase-activating protein GYP7-like. The coding region runs from base 1 to 975 and encodes 324 amino acids. The record is from RefSeq and is a predicted model, not a curated record. Gene Ontology annotation, biological process: activation of GTPase activity. NCBI's taxonomy places the organism in Eukaryota, Viridiplantae, Streptophyta, Magnoliopsida, Malvales, Malvaceae. Gene Ontology annotation, molecular function: GTPase activator activity. The transcript has 9 exons.
AUGUGGGGAGCUCCUGGAGAAGCUGCUGAUUCUUAUUAUAAAGUACGGCCUGAAUGCACUGAUGUUCCUAUAACCAGAUUCAAGAUCAAGAGUAGUUCUCACUUGGAUCUGAUCUUGAAUUUCUACGUGUGUAAAAUGGUGUUGUCAAGUGUUUUAGGCAAUGAGCUCGAUGUAGAUUGUGGUUUCUUCCUGGCAAAACUCUUAAGUGCAAGAAAAUGGCAAGCUGCAUUUUCUCCAGAUGGGCAUCUGGAUAUCAGAAAAACUCUACGUAGAAUCCAACGUGGGGGGAUACAUCCAUCAAUUAGAGGAGAAGUUUGGGAGCUUUUGCUUGGCUGUUACGAUCCGGAGAGCAUAUUUGAUGAAAGGGAUCAAAUACGGGAAGGUAAUCCAUUGGUGCAACACGCCAGAUGGAAGAACGAAUGUUGCGAAAUCUUUCCCGUUAUUGGAAGUGGGAAAUAUAUCACAGCACCUGUCAUCACUGAUGAUGGUCAGCUCAUUCAAGAUCCUUUAGUGCUUUCAGAGAUAAAUCCAGGUACGGAUGCUAAUAAUGCUGACAUGGUGAACACGCUACUUCCUCGUUGUCCUUUUGAUAAGAAAGUAAUCCAGUGGUUGCUUACAUUACAUCAAAUAGUUCUUGAUGUUAUUCGCACCGACAGGACUUCAGUAUUCUACGAGAAACAAGAGAAUUUGUCGAAACUUUGGGAUAUUCUCUCCGUUUAUGUCUGGAUAGAUACGGAUGUAGGCUAUGGUCAAGGAAUGAGUGAUCUUUGCUCUCCCAUGAUUAUUCUUCUUGAAGACGAAGCUGAUGCGUUUUGGUGCUUUGAGCGUCUGAUUCGCAGAUUGUUAACACGGUAUCAUUCGCCGUUAGAUCCUGAAAAAGCUUUGAUGUGUGCUAUUCUUUCUCCUUUCUUGCUUUCUGGUUCUUGUUUGUCUUCGAAGAACAGUCAUGGUCUAAGGCAUUACAAUGAUAGUUGA